This is a messenger RNA of Paramecium tetraurelia, 405 nucleotides long. RefSeq lists its product as uncharacterized. The transcript is spliced from 2 exons. NCBI's taxonomy places the organism in Eukaryota, Ciliophora, Oligohymenophorea, Peniculida, Parameciidae. The record is from RefSeq and is a predicted model, not a curated record.
AUGGCUUAUAAUAACGAUUUUUAGGAUCUCUUACCAGAUGAACAGGAGGAAUUCACUCUCAAAAUGCCUGUCAAAAAUCAUUUGUGCAGAUUGGAUCUAUUAUUGCAAUAACAAAUGGAUGAUUUGGACAUGAUAAAGAAGGAAAAAGAGCAAUUGCGUAAUAAUUUAAUUGAGUUGUCUCAAAAGACCACUGAUUCAUUUGAUGACGCAAAUUAAUAUUUGAAUGAUGAAUAUCGAAGAUUGAUGCAAGAGUUUCAUGAACAAAAUGCAUUGCAAUUGGAACAACAUCAAUUUCUUAAACAAUAAGUAGAUUAGAUCAAUUAAGACAGAAUUAAAUUACAAUAAAAUACUAUCGUACUUGAGAAUAGAGUUUAAGACUCAGAAAAAGAAUUAGGAUUUGUUUGA